GAGAUAAGUCAAGUCUCUUAGACUACAGACAUGAAAGUCUACAGACAUUGGAAGGAGCAAGAGCAAGGCAUCUCUCUCUACAGUCUCAACUCUCAACCUUGUUUCACAUAUAGCUUAGUUAGCUUAGAGACACACGAGUGUCAACCAUGGAAGUUACAGGGGCUAGCUGGGUAGCCCUGAGCCUUGUCUUUGUUAGCAUAACAGUAAGAUGGGCGUGGAGUAUGCUGGAUUGGUUACGACUGAAGCCGAAGAAGCUAGAAAGAUGUUUGAGGGAGCAAGGCCUUCAAGGAAAAUCCUACAGGUUCUUGUAUGGAGAUUUGAAGGAGAACUCUAUCCUGCUCAACCAAGCAAGAUCCAAACCCAUGAAACUCUCCGCCUCCCAUGACAUAGCUCCACGGCUCAUCCCUUUCCUCGACCAAACCAUAAAAAAUUAUGGUAAGAACUCUUUUGUAUGGAAUGGUCCUGUACCGAGGGUGACCAUUAUGAAUCCUGAAGAUAUGAAAGAUGUCUUCACAAAACUAGAUGAUUUCCGAAGACCACCACCAAACCCACUUCUGAAGUUGCUAACGACGGGUGUUGCAAGCUACGAAGGGGAGAAAUGGGCUAAACACAGGAAGAUUAUCAAUCCAACAUUCCAUGUCGAGAAAUUGAAGAUAAUGUUACCCGCCUUCCACAAAAGUUGUGAUGAGAUGAUUAAGGAAUGGGAGAGCUUGGCAUCCAAAGAGGGCUCAUCAUGUCAGUUGGAUGUUUGGCCAUCUUUACAACACUUGACAGCUGAUGUGAUUUCUCGAACAGCAUUUGGAAGUAGCUAUCAGGAAGGAAGGAAAAUAUUUGAACUCCUCAAAGAACAAGCAAUGCUUGUAAUAAGUUCCUUACAAAGUGUUUACAUUCCAGGAUGGAGGUUUUUACCGACUAAGAAAAACAAUCGGAUGAAGAAAAUUGACAAAGAGGUAAAAGGUUUACUUAAAGGUAUAAUAAGUGAAAGAGAGAAGACCAUUGAGGCAGGUGAAGCCACUAAAGAUGACCUAUUAGGUGCGCUUAUGGAGUCAAAAUUCAAGGACACCCAGGGAGAUGGGAAGGGUGGGAUGAGUAGUGAUGAUGUUAUUGAGGAAUGUAAGCUGUUUUACUUUGCUGGGCAAGAGACCACUUCAGUUUUGCUGGUUUGGACAAUGAUAUUACUUGGUCAAAAUCAAAAUUGGCAAGAUCGAGAAAGACAAGAGGUUUUGCAAGUCUUUGGAAGCAACAAGCCAGACUUUGAUGGACUAACUCACCUAAAAGUUGUAACCAUGGUUCUACUUGAAGUUCUUCGAUUGUACCCUGCGUUGGUUCUGGUGACUCGAACCACCGGCAGAGAAACACAACUCGGGAAGCUCUCACUACCAGCUGGAGUUCAAGUCAGCUUACCAACACUGCUCAUUCACCGUGACAAGGAGCUGUGGGGUGAUGAUGCAAACGAGUUCAAUCCUGAGAGGUUUUCGGAAGGAGUUUCCAAGGCAACAAAGAGUCCAAUCUCAUUCUUCCCUUUCGGAGGCGGUCCUCGAAUUUGCAUUGGACAAAACUUUGCCAUGCUAGAAGCCAAGUUAGCCUUGUCAUUGAUCUUGCAACACUUCCACUUCGAGCUUUCUCCUUCUUAUGCUCAUGCUCCUUCCUCACCUAUGAUUCGGCCACAGUACGGUGCUCCUAUCAUUUUACAAAAACGUUAAGGAUUGAUGUUACUAAAAUGGCACGUGAAACAAUAACAUUCCCUAGCUACUUCAAAUUAAGGGGUUUGCUAUGCAGAUAAUUAUGGUAUACAAACAACUAAGAUGCGGCUGCAUGUGUUACAGGCAGUGAUUAUGUAGAAAAUUUGAAGAAAAAUUAUCUAAGAAUCAAUUAAUUACGCAUGCUAAGCCUAUCUGCAUAGCAGAAUUUUCUCAAAUUAAGUACAUCCUUGUAAGUUGUAAGUAUGCUGAAUGAAAUUCUACGAAAUAUGUUUGCUUCGGUUCUCUUUGAUUUUAUAUAUUUAGCUUCAAAAAUAAAAUUAAAUGGGCACAAUCAAACUC
This is a messenger RNA of Fragaria vesca subsp. vesca, 2042 nucleotides long. Its product is annotated as secologanin synthase-like. Lineage: Eukaryota; Viridiplantae; Streptophyta; Magnoliopsida; Rosales; Rosaceae. The transcript is spliced from 5 exons. The record is from RefSeq and is a predicted model, not a curated record. Gene Ontology annotation, molecular function: oxidoreductase activity, acting on paired donors, with incorporation or reduction of molecular oxygen; iron ion binding; heme binding. Bases 147 to 1703 code for a protein of 518 amino acids.